UCCGCGUCUACAGACCAUGUGGACGGCGCUGAUGAAGACGACGAUGAGGAUGGCGGUGGUGGUGGUGACAUGGCUGAUGGUGGCGGUGAUGGCGCUGCAGGCAGCAUCUCUGGAGGCUCAGAGCGCACGACACUACUGGAGGAUCAUUCAAUGGAGGUGUCCCCGGAGCCGGUGGAUGUGCCAUUGAUGGAGCUGGAGAAGCCACUGCUGACUAUGAACCCCGGGGACCGGCUUUUCGGCAAGCGCUACGGCCGACAGCACAAGCUGCUACCGCGGGCACGGGUACGGGCGGCAAAGCGCAGUCGUGGGGCUUCGGCACCAGUCUGUGCUUCUAUAGACGUCGCUGUUGAUGGUGCUGGUGGUUCUGGUGGCGUUGUUCAUGUGGUUGGUACUGCUGGCGCGCCUGACGAUACCAUCGUGGCGGAGAUGAGCCAGGUUGCGGCGAGCACGCGCCCUCCGAGCACCGGCAAGGCUGUGGGGAAGCGCCGGCCUCGCCGAUCCACGGAGCUGUCUCCGGAGGACUUCAUACGGAGGGAACCUCCAAGCGCCGUAGCGUUGACCACCGGCUCCGUGCACGCUGUCCGUGAGGAUGGCGGCAUGCGGGGAGGCACGACAAGACCCAAAAGGCGAAAACUUAAAAAUGAAGCAUCCUCUCACACGAAGAAUGAAGCUCCCCCGCACCAAGGGAAUAAUGGUUUGCCCCAAGAACAAAGGGGGAAUAAUGGGGUACCCCUACAGCAAAGAGAGAAUGGUUUUGCCCUUCAGCCAGAUGCAUCUCCUAAGCAGGGAGGAGAGAACGGCCCAUCCCUACCACAGGAUAUAAACACUUCUCCCCUGCAGCAGGCAGUGAACGAGACGCCGCUGCAGCCACAGCAGCAGCAGCCACGACCGCUCAGAAAAAGCACGUCGGCACAGAAGCGUUUGGCCGCUAAGGCUCACCGGUAUCACUCAGUGGGGGACGGCAGCAAGAGCCGGCGCCGUUUGGAGCUGCAGAUUGGUGGCCCAAGCCAUGUCAGCUGGGUGCCGGCCACCAUCGAGAGCUUCAGCAGCAGCGAGGACGCCCGGCGGAACUCCCCGCUGCAGGCCAACAAGCGCCGCCGCUCGCUGGGGAUUCUAGGGAAGGACGUGCGGCUGGCAGACAACGACGAGGGUCUCGCUCACCCGCGAGUGACUCCUCCAUCCGCCGAGGUCGCCGACGACGGUGCAGGUGGCCUGCACAAGAACCGGAGCGUUUCGCCGGGCCAGAAAUUGGCGUGGCUGUGUGACCACAAGUGCCAUGGCUCCCCGUCGGUCGUGCCAGAGACACCGUGCACGCCCGCGCCUCUCCUCCUCGUUGCUGCCGGUGCUGCCGGUGCUGCCGGUGCUGGUGUCGUCACGGCACCGGCGCCGGCGAGGAGGUGCGACGUCUGCCUAGAGAGGAUGCCCCCCAGCGCGGUUACCGCGGGGUCGACCGUGGCUUCCCCGCAAGAAGCUCACCGCGCCCGCCACGCUCUCCAUGGAACCGCCACCACCGAACCAGAGCACAAGCCGGGCAGCAAGGACGCUGACUGUUGCGGUGCCGAGGUCUCGCCGAACGACACGCCGGAUGGCCUGCUGGUGCUGCCGGAGGAAGGUGCGGAGCAAGACGGCAGGGUCUCGGAGGGCGGCCGAGAACAUGGCGGCGAUUGCGCGGGGGUGAUGGCGGUGACACUGACCCCGGCGGAAACUCUUGUGGAGCGAAGAGGUGGCCCGGAAGAGGCAAGCGGCAGCAAUGGCAGUGUGGUCGAGAACAGCCAGUCGCUGCUGCACCCUCGGCUAGAGCGCUCGGGGACGGAGGAGAGAGCGACAGGUGCUGGCGAGGCCUUGUCGCUGGUGGACGUUUCCAUUGCAUCGCAGGUGCAGAAGGGGCUGACGCGCAGCAUGUUAAAUUUGCAGCAGGAACCAACUCUAAAUAAGUCAGACUUGCAGCUGGAAUCAAAGCAAGAUAAUUUCGACCCCCAGGAGGUACGAACGCAAGAUAAGUUCGACACGCACCAGGAAACAACACCGUACAAGUUAAACCGGCAGCAGGAGCGAACGCAAGAUGAGUUAUGCCCACAACGGGACCUAAUGCAAUAUAAAUUAAACACGCAUCAGGAACUAACACCACCUGAUUUAAGCGCACAACAGGAACCAAUGCCUGAUUCAUUGCCUCAGCACCAGGAGCCAAUUGCGACUACAUUGAUCCCUCGGCAAGAAUCAAUGGGCAAUGACCUAGACUUGCAGUUGCAGCAGCAGCAGCAGCUAAACGAAGCUGCAAAUGUUCCACGUGAGGUGAAAGAUGUAAGUAAGGGCAUGGGGAGCGUGGAGGAUGGCGUGGUGAGCAUGGAGGAUAGCGAGGUGGACACCCAGGUGGCACUCCUCUCUUUCCUGCCCUCCAAGAGACGCUCGUUCCGCUUGGUGAGUCCCGGCGCCUCUCACCAAUCCGAGACCCACCGGACGGGAGAGCACCAGACCAGCACCCACCGGGGCGGUGGUAACCAAGCCGAGACUCGCGGAGCUGAUGAAAAACAAACCAUCUCUCGUCAGACUGGUGAUAACCAAACUAUUAUUCCCCCAAACGGUGAUGAUCGAACUGGAGAUAACCAAACUACCAUUCACCAGACUGGCAAGCACCAAAUCAUCUCUCUCCAAACUGGUGAUAACCAAACCAUCACUAACCCAACCGGUGAUAAUCAAACUGGAGAUCACCAAACCAUUUGUCGCCAGACUGGUGAUAACCAAACUAGUAAUCAGCAGACUGAUGUUAAUCAAACCAUCACUCACUCGGCCAGUGAUAAUCAAACUAGUGAUAGCCAAACCAGCACUUACCAGAGUGGUGAUAACCAAACCAUCAUUCACCAAAUUAGUGACAACCCAAUCAGCACUUCUCAGACCAGUGAUAUUAAAACCAGCAUUCACUUGACCGGUCAUGAACAAACCAACAGUCACAAACCUGUUGCUAGCCAGAACAACGCUCACCUGGCAAGCUUGCCAUCACUUAGCGCUGAUGAAAUCGUCCACGGUAACCGGCUGACGAAGAGAACCCGUGCCGGCAGAUGCGCGCGACGCUCUGGCUCCUCCUGGCGCUCAUCCCCACCGUCGCCCGGCCGAGACGACACACUUCGGGGGGGCGCCGGCAGUGGCGACGAGUCAACCGACACGCUCCAACUUCAGCACGGAAAGGCGCUGUCCCUCCCGAUUCCGGCCAGUGAUGCGAUGCUUAGUCCGAGUGGCACAGACAGCACUCCUGACAUCAUCAUGCCCACCCAGCGAAAUACAACCGACCGUCGGCCCGGUUCGUUGGCUGCGCGUAGCCAUACCAGCGCAAUCACCAGCAGCCAGGAAGAUUCCAGUGGUCGACCGUCCAUCUCGACAAUGGCCGACAGCCAGCCGAAGAAAGUAAUCGGCAGCUCGCAGCUGCUAACCUGCGGUCAGUCCGAUAUGCUGGCUGGCAGCGGCACGGGUGCGGGUCUUGGGCAGCGGCGGUCGCUCACUGCAUCUCGCGGACAGCCGGAGGUGAAAGCGGUCAACAGCUCGCCGUCCAUAGCUGUUGACAUCGGUGUCAGUGACUUGGCGGUCGCGGCCGUGAGCAACUCGCCGCACGUAGCUGCUGCGCGAGAUCGGAAGCGGUGGCGGCGGCGGCGGCGGAUUAGAGUCAUUGUAUCAUCGUCAUCGUCGGACAGCGACUGCGAGGUGAAGCUGCCCAGCCUUGGUGUAAAGGUGAAGUGGCAGCAGCAGGGGGGCAUGUUGGCGAGCCCGCGUGACAAAGGAGGACCCCGCACGUCCCCCCCCACGGGCAGCACCCUCCCCGCGUCGUCCCCUCCGCUCAGUCAAUGCUCGACUGCGUCCAUGGAUCUGUUUGAGUCGGAGGGCUCCGUGUGGGGCCGGCAUGGGCCAAGCAGCCCUGGCGAUCGAGACGGCGCCGAGGGGCGCGCGGAGGUCGCAGAGGCCACGGGGUUGACGACCUCUGCCGGUCGUCGGCGACCUUUGAACGGUGAUCCUGAGUCAGGUGGGGAGGGCAACAACGCAGCAGAGCCAAGGUCAAGGAGAGACGGCAUUUUGGAGAACGAGAGCGAGUCGACCGUCAUCUGGACAUCUCAGGACGUUGACUCCGAGAUGAAGCAGGAGCUGAUGCGGAACCUGCACGAGAUGGGGGACGAGAUCGCCGCUCUGGAGGCCGCUCUGGAGGAGGACCAAGACGACUGCCUCCCCUUACCUCCCUCACCUCCCACACCUCCCUCGCUUUGCCCUCGGUGGAAAGUCGGCUCGCGCGGACGGACGGCCGCCCAGACCUUGCACCGGGAUGACGGAAACGGCGGCGGCGAAUUGGCCGGCGCCGUCGACCGUGGAUCUGCAGGACACGGCGGUCGCAGUCGGGCAGCCGCCUCCUCGUCGUGGGAGACCGAGCGCUCCGACACGCUCUCGAACGCCCGGUGCUACGUAGACACUGCUGCCUCAGGCGGCAGCGGUAGCGUUACUUUUCCCGGUGUCGCUCACCGUGCGGAGAGGCUCGUUGGCGUCAGCAGCGCGGAAGAAUCCAGCGGGAAUCCUCGGCGCUUGUGCCUCGUCGCGUCCGGGCUGAGCAAGCAGGAUGCGCUGGUGGUCAAGCAGUUUGUGCAUAAGACCGGCGGUUCCUUCCAGUCGCACUUCUCUCCUGAAACGACUCACGUGCUCAUGCAGACAGGUGGCAGCCUGGUUUGCGAGCGCACGUUGAAGUAUUUUCUGGGCAACGCAGGACAUUGCUGGGUCCUCACCUUCUCUUGGGUGGAAGAAUGUCUGCGUCAAGGCUGCGUCGUGGAUGAGGUCCCGUUUGAGAUUCAGGGCGACGUAGUGAAUGGUCGCGACCACCUGGGCCCCCGUCGGUCACGGCUUUCAACCCUGAAGCUGCUGCGAGAGUAUGAGAUCUGCUGCUACGGUGCCUUUAAGGACAUGACCAAAGCGCAAAUUGAGUGUCUGGUUCAGAUGAGCGGAGCCGUGCUUGUCAAGGAUCCGAGUGCUUUCUCCUUCCAUCCGAACUUUGUGCCGCUGCUGGUCGUGCAGCCCGACGCCAACGCGGCCAGCAUGGACUUCGCAGCCCUGCACCGCCUCUACAGCGCCCAGAUCGUGACGCGCGAGUGGGUUCUGGACUGCAUCGCCACGCACCGUGUGCGUCUUCUCAACACGUACCUCCUGUCCCCUCACACCGCGCCUCGCCGGGAGUCCCCAUAGCCGCCCCUCACCCACCGCCGCCAUCCCGAGGAUGCUGUCCGUCGACCCCCAGCGACGACUGCACCCCCGUCCCCUCUCCUCUUGUCCGUCCGUUCGAUCGAUAUUUCCUUUGGAGCUACGCGAUUGUUAGUCGUACCCUUCUCACCCUGGUUGCCCGCCACCAGACCGAAGGAUUAACGGUAACGUCCUGGGCCAAUUUUUUUUUUCUCGCUGAAUAUUUUCCGGGUUUCCCGGUAUCGAUGGGAGUGGACGUCCACGUGAAUCGUGGUAGGCACGGCCAUCACGAGAGGUAUGCUAGAUGUUGGUUUUGCUGGGUCCAGGUGUAUUUUGCGUUUAGACAAACGAAGCUGAAAGUCUUAAGUUCUGCUUGUAACGCCGGGAGACGUGUUUCACGUGUCGGUAGGACGGCAGGUCGUGCCGAUAGUUUGCGAGAGAGUGUCCGCUGACUUGUGGGAAAAUCACCACGGUCGUUCGUGUACGGUGCGAUGGUGGAAACUGUCGUUAUGUGUGCCCUGGCUCUAUACCCAGGGGUGUUAUCCCACUCUUUCCUUCACUUGAAUGUGCGUGUUGUAUAUUAACCUUAAGUGGGUUUUUUGUUGUUGUUGCUUUAUUUAAUUUGUAAUGGUAACAUUUGAUUUUUGUGACCAGCAGAGGCUGAAUAAAUCUCAGGACUCUUUU
Lethenteron reissneri (Far Eastern brook lamprey) is the source of this 5886-nucleotide messenger RNA. RefSeq lists its product as uncharacterized. The record is from RefSeq and is a predicted model, not a curated record. Gene Ontology annotation, biological process: chordate embryonic development; positive regulation of transcription by RNA polymerase II; sex-chromosome dosage compensation. Gene Ontology annotation, cellular component: BRCA1-A complex; nucleus; BRCA1-BARD1 complex. Gene Ontology annotation, molecular function: DNA binding; ubiquitin-protein transferase activity; zinc ion binding. NCBI's taxonomy places the organism in Eukaryota, Metazoa, Chordata, Hyperoartia, Petromyzontiformes, Petromyzontidae.